GGCGGCACAGGGCAGCGUUGUGACGGGGGAAGAGGCCCUGUUCUCCGCGGAGGACAUGAGAUAGCGGAGAGGCAGAGGUUGAUCCUCGAGAAGAGACGUACUUUGUCCAGAGGAGGUGAGAUGAUGAAUCCUUUCUGGAGCAUGUCGUCGGCAUCUGUAAGAAAGAGAUCAGAUAAUGAAGAGAAGAUUGGAACCGGAGACCAAAAAAUCAGCCCUCCCCGGUCCUCAUCAAACAAAAAGCAGCUCCCUACGAUCCCGAAGAAUGCAGUCCCCAUUACCAAACCUAUUUCUCCAGCCCCGGCUGUACAGUCCACAAACGGGACACACGCCUCCUAUGGCCCCUUCUACCUGGAGUAUUCACUGCUGGCAGAAUUUACGUUGGUGGUGAAACAGAAGCUCCCUGGGGUCUAUGUGCAGCCGUCCUAUCGCUCUGCAUUAGUGUGGUUUGGAGUCAUAUUCAUAAGGCAUGGACUGUACCAGGUACCAGGACGGUGUAUUUAAGUUCACUGUAUACAUCCCUGAUAAUUAUCCCGAUGGGGAAUGUCCGCGUCUUGUGUUUGACAUCCCCGUCUUCCACCCUCUCGUUGAUCCCGUUUCAGGAGAGCUGGAUGUGAAAAGAGCGUUUGCAAAAUGGAGGAGAAACCACAAUCACAUAUGGCAAGUGUUGAUGUACGCAAGACGGAUUUUCUACAAAAUCGACACAACCAGCCCAUUGAAUCCAGAAGCUGCGGUACUAUAUGAGAAGGACGUACAACUCUUUAAGAGCAAAGUGGUAGACAGUGUUAAACUAUGCAACAGCCACCUUUUCGAUCAGCCGAAGGUAGAAGACCCCUAUGCAAUAAUGUUUUCUCCUUGGAAUCCAGCAGUACAUGACGACGCCAGAGAAAAAAUGCUAGCGCAAAAAAAAUCAGAAGAGAACAAGACCCUUCACGUGUCCGGCCUGUCCUGGGUGAAGCCGGGAUCCGUCUUGCCAUUCAGCAAAGAGGAGAACGCACUGCAAACCUAG
Molecule: messenger RNA, 1006 nt
Organism: Staurois parvus
Lineage: Eukaryota; Metazoa; Chordata; Amphibia; Anura; Ranidae
Source: the annotation of a GenBank genome assembly